Molecule: messenger RNA, 3279 nt
Organism: Syngnathus acus (greater pipefish)
Lineage: Eukaryota; Metazoa; Chordata; Actinopteri; Syngnathiformes; Syngnathidae
Gene: card14
Product: caspase recruitment domain family, member 14
Exons: 20
Coding region: 107-3082 (991 amino acids)
Biological process (GO): regulation of apoptotic process
Molecular function (GO): protein binding
Source: RefSeq, a predicted model, not a curated record
UUGGCCUGCCUCUUUCUGUCUCAUUGUUCUUGUCUUGUUCUAGUAAUGAGUCGCCGAGCAGCCUCAGCCGCCAGCAGCCAUUGUUGUUGAUUUAUACGACACAAUCAUGAUGGCAGGAGAGAGUGUGCCCGAGGGGCCUGACCUGAAGGGAAUGGGUGAAGAGGAACUCUGGGAACUUAUCAAUGACAACCGCCAUCGGCUGUCCCUGGGGGUACGGCCGUGCAUUCUGAUCCCGUACCUUAGGCAAGCCAGGGUUCUCACUGAGAUGGACGAGGAUGAGAUCCUCUCCAGCCACAACCUCACCAAUCGCUCAAUGAGAACAAGCCAUAUGAUGGAUCUGUUGCGGACCCAGGGUAGGAACGGUGCAGUGGCUUUGCUGGAGAGCCUGAUGAUCCACUACCCAACACUCUACACUCAAAUUACUGGACGCAAACCCAGCUCAGAACCCUCAAGAUUCAGUGGCCUGAUAAAGUAUUCUGAACUGACUGAAUACCUUAUCAGAGCAGUAAGCGGGAUGCAGAAUGAGCUUUGGGAAGCUCGCUCUGAGGCUGGAAGAAAGAGUGCUCGCUGUGCCUCACUUGAGUCUGAGAUUCAGCAGAUAAUGGAGCGCGAGGAAAAGUCCAGAUGCCUUCAGUUGGAAUAUGAGCGCAUACAUAGACACUUGUCUUCACUGCAGCGUGAAGUUACACAAUUGAAGGACGAGAAGUGUGAUUUAUAUGUCCGCUAUACUGCAGCUAUUGAGGAGAAAUCAGCUGUGAGCAUGCGUCUCCAUGACCUCAACUUGCAGAUAUAUCAACUGCAAACAGAACUGCAAAAGGCCAAAACAGAGAGUGACUUGCAGAAACAGCGCUCUCUGAAAGCUUUCCCUGUAGCUGAGGAGUCUCAGCUGCAAGAGGAAGUCAGGAGUCUGCGCUGCCAGUUAGGCAAGAUUGAGAAACUGAACCCAGCUCAUCAGGAUAUUCUGGCUCAGGACCUGGCUGAGGCGAAAGAUAGCCAAGUGGAGCUCGUAGAUCAACUCAAGCGAUAUACGGAAGAAAAUGAAGAAAUGUACAGAGAAAAACAAGAGCUUCUGGAUCAGAAUGAGUGUCUGACCCUCCAAGUGAAGCAGCUGACCCAGGACUGUAACAUGCAUCAACAGACGAGCACUACGAUCCAGAACCAGAUGAGAGAGCUGCAGACAGAGAGAGACCAAGCAUACCUUUCCAGAAACGAGGCCCAGACCCAGAUCGCCCGCAUCCUGGCUGAGAAGGACAUCUUGAGGUCUCAAAUGAUGGGUCUCCAGGAGAGAGCCUUUUAUGUGAAUGCCAAACACAACAUAGAACGGCAGAGCUCUCAUAGUGCUGCUGGCUGGAAGCAUCAUAGAGUCCGCUCUGAAGAGUCACCAUUCCGAAACAGACGAAGACUUUGUCGCAUGGAUGCAAUUAGUCCUUUACCUUUGACUUCACUGAAUCCCUUUACAUCGGAGUGUGAAGAUGCAGUGGCAAGUGUCCGAUCUCGAAAUGCAGAGCCUCCCAGUCCUCAGUCUCUCCGCAAAAGAGAAAGAUCUCUUUUUGUAGACAGCAACCUGGAUACAGUGGAGACUGAUGAUUCUUCAUUGGACGAUUUUGAGAUUCUUCCCACAGUGCUGACAGAAGACAAAAAUUCAACAAGAGACAACCAAGAGACAUCAAGACAGUGUGCGUCUGCUGGGAACAAAGGCACAUACAGCCUGGAUAAAAAUGCUGUACCUACAUUCCUCGUGCGUUCACGUCCAAAAGCAGUGCGCAUUAGUGGCCGCAUAGUCACCAUUGCCUUCCAGGGAGAGGCACUGCUAAGUCAGAUUGCAGUGGUAGGAGGUAAUAAGACUGGAGUCUUUGUGCAUGAUGUAAUAGAAGGGAGUGCGGCACAUACUGUGGGUAUCACCCAUGGAGCACAAAUAGUGGAGGUGAGAUACCAACAGGACGAGAAAGCUCUAAAGAUGGUGUUGGAGGAUUCCACUUUAGAAGAAGCUCUGUGGGCACUUGGUCAGGUCACCGGUCUCUGCCAUCUCUCUUUACGUCCAAGGCAAGAUGACUAUGAGGCAUUGCUUCAGCAAUUGCAGGAGAGUGAGAUGUCAUCAGGUGACUCUUUCUACGUGCGCGUCAACGUGACCAUCCCUGCAAGUCACAAAGGGACACUGAAUGUAUCUUGCAACGACAUUCUACAUGUGACCAACACAAGACCGACAGACACCGAAGAUUCGUGGUAUGCAAAUCAAGUUCAUCCUUGCCAGCUUCUGGCCCUCCACAGUGGAUUAGUACCCAACUACAACAGAGCACAACGACUUCUUAUUCGAGCUAUUGAAGAAAUGAACUUUCAAACAUCUAAGUCUCAAAAGCAAAGGCACAUGAUGGAUCAGAAUACUCAGAAAACAGUGAGGAUUGUCAGCACGGGUUGCCAAGGCCAAAACCCUCUCUGGGUCAGUGUAGAGAAUGAGAAGAGCAUGAGCACAGAGUCGGAUAAAACAUCAGCACCCAGAAGUCUAACCCUCAUGCCCUACACACCGGUCACACCCCACUUUCCACCCAUCUGUCGACCAGUCCUGUUACUACCAUCAAUCCUGGGGCGCAUCCUGGAUAAGAAGGUGGCAGAAUGGCAGGGCUUUGAGAUUUGUGAACCUGAGAAGUUGAGUUCCACUGAACAUUCAGCCCGAAUGCAAAAGUCCGAGCUCCUGGAGGAGUGUGAGCAGGGAAGCAACUGUUGCUACACCUUGCAGUGUGUGGAAAAAGUCAUGAAGAAGGGUAUACAUUGCGUCUUACCUCUUGGGCUGGAUUGUGUACGGCGUCUGCACAGGGCAGAAAUCUUCCCUAUUAUCAUCUUCAUCGGCCAGUCAGCACGCAGCGCACGCAAACUCAAGUCAAAGCUUCACCGUCUCAACUGGUCUGAGGAGCAUCUGCUGGUGUGUUCCAGAAGUGAGGAGACGCUGUUGGACAAACUGCCGUGUUUAUAUCACCGGGUGGCUCCUGACUCAUGGUGUGACCAAACUUCACUACUGGCCAGGUUGCGCACCAUCAUCUGGGAGGAGCAGAGGAAGAUUGUAUGGGUGGAGCCUGACCUGUGGUAAAUGAAACAAUAAACAGGGGAAGAUUUUAAAUUUGUAUUUGCUAGUUCUAGAUAAUUACAAAAAUAUAUUCUACGCAUGAGUAUUUAUCUACAUGGUCAGAGGUACAAAACAAGGUGUGCUUCUCAAAUGAGCACUAGAUCAUUUUUUUCCUCAAGCCACAAAUUUCAUGAAUAAACUAUUCUGCCAUGUGUAUGAAA